This is a messenger RNA of Pyrus x bretschneideri (Chinese white pear), 756 nucleotides long. RefSeq lists its product as uncharacterized. Gene Ontology annotation, molecular function: calcium ion binding. Lineage: Eukaryota; Viridiplantae; Streptophyta; Magnoliopsida; Rosales; Rosaceae. The record is from RefSeq and is a predicted model, not a curated record. The coding region runs from base 136 to 549 and encodes 137 amino acids. The transcript has a single exon.
GGCCAAAAAACAAAAUAGUGCCUCAUGCAUGUGUUUAUAAAUAAUUAACAUUUCCAUCGCUUGUUUAAUUUACAACCAAAAUACAAAUCAAUCCUAAUUUCCUUGUGAUCAAUUCCCAAGCUAGCAUAAGAGAAGAUGAGUGUAGAAGUGUUGGAUGGUGCCACCAUUGUCAACUUUGUGGAAGAUGAAGAAGCAUUCAGCCUCUCAAUUCGCGACCGUUUUGCUCAUCUCGACACCAACCACGAUGGUCUGCUUUCUUAUGCAGAGAUGCUGAAGGAGUUUCGGUCUCUGAGGGUCUUUGAGACCCACUAUGGCAUUGAUGUGAAGCCAGACCCCGAAGAGAUUGCUUAUGUCUACGACUCGCUGUUCGUGCAGUUUGAUCAUGACUCGAACGGGGCGGUUGAUUUGGAGGAGUUCAAGGCUGAAACCAAGCGGAUGAUGCUUGCUAUGGCCAAUGGGAUGGGGUUCUUGCCAGUUCAAAUGGUGCUGGAAGAAGAUAGCUUCCUGAAGAAAGCAGUGGAAAAGGAGUACUCCGGUACCAAAGUUUAAGCAGCUGAUUAAUUAAGCACUUUUAAUCUAUUGUACUUUUCUAUUUAAUUACGAAGAGCCUUCUGCAUUGUUGAUUUUUAUGUUCAAGUUCCAUCAAAAAUAAAUGAGGAUGAUGAGAUCGAAGAUAGCUAAAGUAAAUGUUUGUAAAAUUCAAUUACAAUUUUAUCUAAGUUUCUACUGAAUUUAUACAAAUUUUUCUUACCGAAA